GUAACUGCAGGAGGGUUAUGGCAAGCAUGGAUAUUAUAAAUAUAGAGGGUGGCGAGAUUGGAACACGUCCAUCAAAGAAUUCAUCAUCACUUCGUUGUAACUGCAUAAACUCAAAUUCCAUUAGCUAUGUAAUGAUUACCAUUGCAACAUUGGCAUUCCUCGGGGCCAUUGUUUUCAUUUGUCGAGAUUAUAUCAAGAUUCUACUUUAUUGGAUAGAGCAUCAAAACUCAUGGAUAGUGACAAUUAUUUUUAUUGCUCUCUUUACUCUUGUCUCAUUCCCAAUAGUCAUUGGCUAUCUGUUUCUUAUUAUCGCAAGUGGAUAUCUCUUUGGUAUUGUGCGUGGCAUUAUGAUGGUAAUUCUUGCUGCUAAUCUUGGCAUCGCCAUUGCACAUGCUACUCUGAGUGCACUGUCUUCACGUUUACCCAUUGGUGCACUGCUACAGAGUGAUACUGCAAGAGCUAUACUCAGGGUGAUUUCUGGACCACAGGCAUUUAAAGUCGUGCUCUUUGCAAGACUUACUCCAAUUCCUUUUGGGCUACAGAAUACUAUUUUUGCAGUGAGCAACAUAGGAGGCAUCCGAUACCACAUAGCCAGUGCAAUUGGGCUUCUUCCUGCUCAACUUAUCAACGUUUACUUAGGUAGCAGUUUGCGGUCCAUGCAAGAUGUUUUAGAAGAUAGAUCAACAGCAGCCACUGGCUACAUAGUAUUCUGUUUUCAGAUACUGGUUGGUGUCUCGCUAAUGGUCUAUGUCGUACAAAAAGCACGUAGAGAACUUCAGCUGGCACUGUUGGAAGCUGACCUUGCAUCCAUGGCAGAUACUUCGUAUUUCCUCUUGGAUACGCUACCCGACUCUAAGAUUGUGCUCUCUAAUCUUGUGGCCUAAUCGCGUAAUUACGCAUCGAGAUACCGGAAGCUGAUGCAAGGAUGAUUAGUAAUUACAGACAAUGGUAUUAUCAAGAAACGAGUCUCGCAUUUUGAUCUGCUGUAAAUACGUUUGGCAGUUUUGUGAAAUAUGAGAAAUCUAGGUGAACCUGAUAAAGGCAUUAUGAUAUUAACGAAUUAUUAAUAAUUUCCUUCAAUUGGCGGUUGCAUAAUAUCAGAAUUGGAUUCUUGUGAACGUGCAGAUUGCUCGAACGAACAUGACACGUAGAGAAUUGAGGAAAAAUACCUUUUUUUGCUCCUUCCUUUUCGGCUAGAACAAUACUAAUCGAAUAAUUUCAGUGCCAAAAACCAAAGUUAAUUUAUAUACAUUUAUUUUCUGCGUCUUCAUUAUUUUUCUUUCUGUUAUUUCGUCGAGUGUGAUCGGAAGUGCAUUUACGUAUUUCUACGUUGUAAUCAAAAUAAUACAAAGAGUAAUCGUUUAUUUUAUACAUAUUUAACAACGACCCGUUGAACCCAGCUAUUCGUAAAUUGUAAAAUGAUUUACACCUACAUUCUUUUUUUGCUUUUGACAAGAAAGAGCGUUACGUAAAGUGCAAUUCUUUUUACGAGUUUCACAGCUUGCAAAGUGCAUAUUUAAAUGCAUUCUUAAACGUAUUUCUCACGUAAAGUUAUGACACCAUUAUGCAUUACAAUAAUUAUAGUAGGUUAGCUACGUAAUGCAUAACUCAAAAAAUUUUUUACUCAAACGUAAAUGAAACUCCAGUCCACAUAAAUUACAUGGAUGAAUUAAGAUAAGUUGUGAAAUUUUGAACACGUGGAUGUCGUAAGAUUACAGAAUUUUACGAAGAGGCUGUACAAGUGCUUGAAUAAUUUUCAAAGAAAUUCUCCCCAGUUUUCUGCCAAACCAAAAAUGAAAAAGUUACUGAAGUUCGAUUUACAAUUUUAAGGCUCUCGUGCGACCUUUCCCUUUACGUGGCUUUUGAGACUAAUUAUUUAUUUAUAACUGUAUCGAUGCCCUUAACAAUUAUUAACUGUAAAUGCGGAUUAACAUCGAAUGAAUAUAUGAUGUUUUUGCAUAAUUAAUAUGAAAUGAUGGAAGGUACCAAGUUGUUAUUGCCAGGCAAAAUUUCUGAACGGAGUACACGUGUAGCUUUUUCGCUAAGUGUACUUUAAUGUGCAUAUUUAAAAAUAGAUGUGUAUAUUAUCAUUAUUAUUCUUCCUAAACAUUCUAUCGUACACUUCGCGAGAAACCACGUCGCACCCGUUAAGAUAAUAUUUACGUUUUCAACGAAACUGUUUUCGAUGCAUUUCUUUUUCUGUUUAAUAAGUUUAUACGUUUCUUCUUGUUGAUUCCAAUAAUAUGCAAGUCUUCCAAUAUCCCAUACAGGCGUGAUACUGUUAACCUCACGCAAUAUACUUUGCGUUUAGAAUUUCUGACAGAGAUAUUGUAAAAACCUGAAACUUGUAAAUUUUCGAAGAGCUCAUCAUAGAAUAGAAAAGGAAAAAAAAUUUAGGGAUUAUUAGGUUCAGAAUAAAAUCUCAUAAUUGUAAUCGAUUAUGUACAGACUUCCUCUUAAGCGGUAUUAUAAUGAUAUAAUGUAUAUUUACACAAUAUAUCUAUAUACCAUAUGUGUAUAUAUAUACACACGAUCAAAUAUAUUUAUGUUAUUAAGCAGAUGCGACCUUAUACUUUUACCCAUUUGGCAAGGAAGUUUUAUAAUUGUUAUUGGAAAGCUUUGGAAUUAAUCUCAUUCUUAUUAUCUUCUGAGAUAAGGCAAAAUGAGAAAUUUUGCAUUGAAUUUUUAGCAAAUGCAAUUUUCAAUUUCAUCUACAUUAUAUUGGUAUAUGUCGUAAAUGCAUUUAUAAAAAAAAAGUAAUCGUUAAUAAAAUAUUUUUAACAAAUA
Messenger RNA from Cephus cinctus (wheat stem sawfly), 2787 nucleotides. RefSeq names its product transmembrane protein 64. The transcript is spliced from 3 exons. The record is from RefSeq and is a predicted model, not a curated record. Lineage: Eukaryota; Metazoa; Arthropoda; Insecta; Hymenoptera; Cephidae. The coding region runs from base 18 to 884 and encodes 288 amino acids.